UAACUAUAUACUUUUUGUUUGUUUUUAUCAAUGAUUUUAAAAACUGUCAAAAUUGGCUAGUCAUCAUAAUUUAUAAUCAUGUUGAGUAAAUUAUUUUGUAUGCUGAAAGUAAACUGUGGAACUUGAUAAUUGCAAAUUAAUUUUAGAUUUCAAGAUGAUCCUGGAUCUAUCACAUAACUAACUUUUCUGUACUUGUCAACUUUUGCUGCUCUAGUAAUGUGAUGGGUAGAUUGAUUCUUAUUGUUCAAUUAGAAAAAGGUUUAUGGAAACAGGCCUACUGUGUACGUUUCAAUAUAUAGUCUUCAGGCCUGCUAGAGAUGGAAUAAUCGGCAAUUCUGUUUAUUUGAGAGCGUGUCUUUUUAUUGGUUUUAUUUUGCAUAAACAAUUCAAGCAGAAAUCAUAUUGAUCUUUGCCAAGUAGAAUCUUCGUCUAUUGCUAUUUUUUAGUUUGAGAGCGCGUUUUUUAGUAUUCUACAAUCUCUCUUGUAGCUGUAGUACGCAUUGCUGUAGGUUCUUGUGUACUUGAGGCAACAUCCCAGUCCAUGAUAAGAUAGCCAACCAUAUGUUAUUUAGAUCAUGCUGUGACAUUAUUGCUCAUCUAUAUGUUAUUUAGAUCAUCUAUAUGAUAAGAUUCUUCUUGUUGGUUGUCAAGGGCAUGAAUAAUUGAUCUUAACAGAGAAUGGUGCUUGUCAGCCAAAAUUGAUGAGUUGAGUUGUUGGAUUAAUAAUAUCAACACGAGAUUAUUUUACUCCAGUUUUAAUAUUAUUGAUAAAAUCUUGAAUUAGUCUAUAGUGUUACAAUAUUAUUGAUAAAAUCUUGAAUUAGUCUAUAGUGUUACUGCCAUGAUGAUUGCUUUUAGCUCCAGCUUCUUUCUUUUUUAUUCAAAGGGCAGGUGGAUUGCUAUUCUAGUCAGUUGUUUAGCUGGAGUGCCUGUUUACUUAUUUUGUAAACUGCAAUAUCGUCUAUUCUUCGAUGUCUAUCGUCCAACAUUCAGGUCCAGGUUUAUGUUCAAGGCCAGGAAAGAUAUGCUUUACUAGAAGUCAGAAUGUACUUUAUCUUAUCUUCUUAAAUACCUGGUUGGUACUUCACAGAAACUGUUAAAUAUUUACGCGCAUAUUUGCAAAUGAAUCUUGUUGUUAAAACUGAGAGAUAAUGUAGGUAAAGAUCUCAUCUUUCUUUGUGUUGAUUCAUGACUAAAGAACUCGGAAUAUUUUAAUUGACUGUCCCAUCCCCAGUUUGGCCAGGUAAGGGAGUACUUUAAUCUACUCUGUAGGCAGCUUUCACUCAUUAGUGUCUAUAUUGGAUAAUGUAGGCAGCUUUCACUCAUUAGUGUCUAUAUUAUUCUUGUUAUGAUAAUUACAAUGUUAAGAUAUAUCCAAUGAGGAAGGUUAUAAGAUUCUGGUGAUGUCUGACCGAGGUAACAUAUUCCUUUAUCUUAGAGGAAGUUCAGAAUGUAUAUUACCUUUAUCUUAUGUGUUCUGUUUUGUGAUUUAUCUGAGCUUAUGGACUUCUGUUAACUCCUUGCUUACUGCUAAAGGAGUCAAUCUUGAAGUGCAAGCUUUGAUGAGUAUUAAAGCUGCUUUGAAGGAUCCUCAUGGGGUUUUAGCAAAGUGGGAUUCUGAUGCAGCUGAUCCAUGUAGCUGGACAAUGGUCACCUGUUCACCUGAUUAUCUUGUCGUUGGCCUAGGAACUCCAAGCCAGACUUUAUCUGGUAUUCUUUCUCCAAGCAUUGGUAACUUGACAAAUCUUCAGACAGUGCAAGUGCUCAAUCGCAAAUUUAUCUGCAGAGGAACUUCAAGCCAGAGUUUAUCUGGUAAAUGAUCUGCCGCUACCUCCCGUGGCCAGGGUAGAGGAUAAGCUCUACAUAUGGAUAAUGCCUAGAGGUGUUGUGGUUCUCCGGUGUUCUCGUAUUCACUUCACAAAUUUUGUAUUUUAUUUGUAAAUUAUGAAGAACUGGCUGUGGCCAAAGUUUGGAUUUUAUUUGUGAAUUUUUAAUAUUUAUCAUAGUUGAUUUAGGUACUACUGACUGUGUAAUGAAUUGGGAAGUAUGCUAUUGACAUGAAAUUAAUUAAUUUGUGUAUUUAAUUUA
Messenger RNA from Daucus carota subsp. sativus, 2088 nucleotides. RefSeq names its product protein NSP-INTERACTING KINASE 1. The coding region runs from base 1404 to 1820 and encodes 138 amino acids. The transcript is spliced from 3 exons. Lineage: Eukaryota; Viridiplantae; Streptophyta; Magnoliopsida; Apiales; Apiaceae. The record is from RefSeq and is a predicted model, not a curated record.